Acanthaster planci (crown-of-thorns starfish) is the source of this 2286-nucleotide messenger RNA. It is a transcript of the gene cct3, whose product is annotated as chaperonin containing TCP1 subunit 3. Gene Ontology annotation, biological process: protein folding. NCBI's taxonomy places the organism in Eukaryota, Metazoa, Echinodermata, Asteroidea, Valvatida, Acanthasteridae. The record is from RefSeq and is a predicted model, not a curated record. Gene Ontology annotation, molecular function: ATP hydrolysis activity; ATP-dependent protein folding chaperone; ATP binding.
GUCGCGACGAGUGCAUAAUUCACACUCCGCUCAUUCCGACUAUUUUGUGGUAAAAAUUCACGAUGUAUCCCGGCGGCGGACAACCGAUUUUAGUUCUCAAUCAAAAUACGAAGCGAGAAAGCGGACGAAAAGUUCAGCUUGGCAACGUAACGGCAGCCAAGACAAUUGCGGAUGUUAUACGAACAUGUCUGGGACCAAGGGCAAUGAUGAAGAUGUUAAUGGAUCCCAUGGGUGGUAUUGUAAUGACUAAUGAUGGUAACGCUAUACUCAGAGAGAUCACUGUCCAGCACCCAGCUGCCAAGUCAAUGAUUGAGAUCAGCCGCACUCAGGAUGAAGAGGUUGGAGACGGGACCACAUCAGUUAUUAUCUUGGCUGGGGAAAUGAUGGCAGUGUCUGAGACGUUCCUGGAGCAAGAAAUGCACCCCACAGUCAUCAUUGGAGCCUACAGGCAAGCAAUGGAUGACAUGCUAGAGAUCAUGAAAGACUCAUUUAGCAAAAAAGUCGAUGUUAACAACCAAGAUGAAAUGAUUAAGAUCAUUCAAAGCUGCGUUGGAACAAAGUUCAUCAGCAAGUGGGGUACCCUAGCUUGUGACAUUGCUUACGAUGCCGUCACCAAGGUGGCACUGGAAGAGAACGGACGGAAGGAGAUUGACAUCAAACGAUAUGCCAAGGUGGAGAAGGUUCCUGGUGGCACUAUCGAGGAUUCCCGCGUCUUGGACGGUGUGAUGUUCAACAAGGACGUGACCCACCCCCGCAUGCGUCGGCGCAUCGAGAAUCCUCGCAUCAUGCUCCUGGACUGCUCGCUGGAAUACAAGAAGGGAGAGAGUCAAACAAGCCUGGAGAUCACCAAGGAGGAGGACUUCACCCGCAUCUUGCAGCUGGAAGAGGAGUUCAUCCAGCGCAUCUGUGGUGAGGUCAUCGCCCUCAAGCCGGACCUGGUCAUCACGGAGAAGGGUAUAUCAGACCUUGCCCAACACUACCUGGCGAAGGCCAAUAUCACAGCCAUACGACGACUACGAAAGUCAGACAACAAUAGAGUGGCAAGAGCUUGCGGGGCAACCAUCGUCAACCGUACUGACGAACUCAGGGAGGAAGAUAUAGGCAAUGGAGCUGGUCUUUUUGAGGUGGAGAAGAUCGGAGAUGAAUAUUUUACCUUCAUCACCAAGUGUAAGAACCCCAAAGCCUGCACCAUUUUGUUGAGGGGUGCCAGCAAGGACAUCUUGAAUGAGGUGGAGAGGAAUCUUCAAGAUGCCAUGAAUUCAGCCCGCAACAUCAUGAUGGAGCCUCUGCUGGUACCCGGCGGGGGAGCCAUUGAAAUGGCCCUCUCUCAUGCCUUGACUGAGAAGGCUAAGGGCAUAACGGGCGUCCAGCAGUGGCCGUAUCGCGCUGUGGCCUCCGCCCUGGAGGUCAUUCCACGGACUCUCAUACAGAACUGUGGUGGGAGCACUAUACGCACGCUGACAGCUCUCAGGGCUAAACACGUUGAGUCCAGCAACUUUACCUGGGGAAUCGAUGGUGAGAAGGGAACUAUUGUGAACAUGGAGGAAAAGGGAGUCUGGGAUCCAUAUGCAGUCAAGGCGCAGACAUACAAGACUGCUAUCGAGACUGCUAUGUUAUUGCUUCGCAUCGAUGACAUUGUGUCUGGAACCAAAAAAGCUUCUGGGGGUGAGGGAGCAGGCAUGGCCGCUCCAACGACAGGGGCAGCGGGCGUAGAAGGAAUGGAGUAAUCCCAUAAUGCACUAGACCCCCUCCCCACCAGCCUACUGCACACUGUGUUACCAGCAUAAUUUGAACCUGUAACUCCAUACAUGGUGCAGUUAUGUCGUCUUGCUUACUCCGUGCACAUUACACAUUAUGUAAUGAAUUUGUCAAGAAUUCUUAAUUCUCAUCUGUCAAGUGCUAUGCUUAGGUUAUUAACCUGUAGUUCUUUCUUGAAUGUCCAAAUGUGAUUCCAUGUAACAAACGGAGUCACUAGUCGCCACAGCAACUUUUGAGUGAAGGGCCUUCAAGAGAAUCUUGCGCUGUGUAUAUCAAGGGGAACCCUCAACAUCUUCAUGCAGAUAUUGUCUUUUUUUUCCUCAGGAUGCUGAUAUCGGUGGUGUUCUCUUUCUCAUACGACUUAAAAAAAGAAUGACCAAACAUCCGGCCUUAAGACUCAUUUUGCAGGAUCUGGUCACCAAUAGUGUUAUCUUACAAAGCUGCACACAAACUAAUACGGGCAUUUCACAAUAGUGCACUUCCAAGAGUUUGCAAGGCGUUGGCCAAUCGCAGUGUGCGAAAUCUGUC